Sander lucioperca (pikeperch) is the source of this 2738-nucleotide messenger RNA. Its product is annotated as chitin synthase chs-2-like. The transcript has 17 exons. Gene Ontology annotation, cellular component: cell periphery; cell septum. NCBI's taxonomy places the organism in Eukaryota, Metazoa, Chordata, Actinopteri, Perciformes, Percidae. The record is from RefSeq and is a predicted model, not a curated record. Gene Ontology annotation, molecular function: chitin synthase activity.
ACUGUCCUGGUGGCUCGGUCUUGUGUUGGCCACUCUCCACCUCUGGUACCUCAGUCUGUAUCGCAUCCAGAGGACUCAGGACCUGUUCAUGAGAAGGCUAUAUGAAGGAGGAUUUUUAGAGCAAUCACUGCUUCUAAACACUCGAUUUGACAUCCAGACGACUGCAAAGCAGAAGAAAUUCACACCACUCGACCCGGUGAAGGUAUUCCUAUGUGCGACCAUGUGGCAUGAAACCUACGACGAAAUGAUGAAGAUGCUUAUUUCAAUAUUUCGACUGGACAAGUACAGGCCGAAGAAGGAAGGGGAAAAAAGUGAUGUGAACUUAUCUUAUUAAGCCCAUAUCUACUUCGACGACGCCUUCAGAGAUGUUCCCGGUAGUCAGGGGCGCCACGUCAACGAAUAUGCAGAGAUGCUCGUGGAAAUUAUCAGAGAAGUUUACGGUAUCUUCAUAAACAUCAAUAAAGGCCUCUUCAAAAAGCAGCAGCAGAUCCCUGAUCAGAAGAUCGUGACCACGCCGUACGGAGGACGUCUGGUGGUCACCAUGCCUCAUGGAAACAGUAUCAUGGUUCACUUCAAGGACAAAGAACUCAUCCGCCAUAAGAAGAGAUGGUCUCAGGUCAUGUACCUGUACUAUCUGCUGGGCUGGAAAGUUUCAACGAAGUAUUUCAAAAGGUGGGAGAAAGGAUGGGGUGACGGUGAGCUGAAUAAAGAGUUUGAGGUGAGAUGAGAGAAAACACAUGCACACACAUGAUAUGACCAAGUGCAUACGUUACAAUAUAAUACAAAACUGUGUCUGCUCCUCCAGAAAGAGAAGCACAACACCUACAUCCUGGCUUUAGAUGGGGACACAGACUUCCAGCCGGCUGCUGUGAUGCUGCUCAUCGAUCGUCUGAAAAUGUACCCACGUGUCGGGGCGGCGUGUGGCAGGAUUCACCCCACCGGAUCAGGUCCCAUGGUUUGGUACCAGAAGUUUGAAUACGCUGUGGGCCACUGGCUUCAGAAGACAGCUGAGCAUGUGUUCGGCUGUGUGCUUUGCAGCCCCGGCUGCUUCAGUCUGUUCAGAGCAGCGGCGCUGAUGGACGACAAUGUGAUGAAAAGAUACAGCAUCAAGUCCUCGAAGGCUCAACACUACAUUCAAUACGACCAAGCUGAGGACCGCUGGCUGUGUACUCUGCUGCUAAAGCAGGGAUGGAGAGUGGAAUACAACGCGGCCUCCGACGCCUACACCAAUGCCCCCGAGGAGUUUAAAGAGUUUUACAACCAGCGUCGGCGAUGGGGACCAUCCACCAUGGCCAACAUUGUGGACUUGCUGGGCUCUGCCACCCUGAUUUCCCAGAGGAACCCGUCUAUGUCUAGAACCUACAUGGUCUACCAGCUUUUCAACUUGGCCUCUUCCAUACUGACCCCUUCCACCGUUAUCCUUUUGAUUGCUGGUAGUUUGACUGUGCUGCUUGACAUUCAACCCAACGGUGCGCUGAUCAUGGCUUUGAUACCUCCUGCUAUCUUCCUUGGCAUCAGCUUCAAGAUCAAGCCAGACACUCAGAUUGUUAUCGCAGCAAUCAUGGGCACCCUGUACGCCUUCCUCAUGAUGAUAACAGCCAUUAUCAUAAUAGGCACCAUGGUGAAGGACAAAACCAUCCUGACUCCCUCCAGCUUGUUCCUCAUCGCCCUUGCCAGCUUUUACGUCAUUACUGCACUCAUGCAUCCUCAGGAGAUUGGCCUUGUGUGCUUCGGCUUGCUUUACAUCCUCUGCAUCCCGAGCUCCUACCUGCUGCUGUCGAUUUACUCCAUGGUCAACAUGAACAAUGUGUCCUGGGGCACCAGGGAGACGCCUCCUGCUGCCGCAGCUGCAACACAGGCAGCCAGCGCUCCACAAACCACAGCCCAGAAAGCCAAAAGCACAUUCACAUGGUUCUUCUCGCGGGCCAAAUGCUGUAGAAAACUCUGUUGGAUAGGCAGUGCAGAAGAGCUCAUCGUCAGCCGAGACAUCCAGACUAUGGACGCUCAACCCCAAAACACUGUUGUGGAGGAUGUGAGGAUGCCUGAGGAGGAGCGGAGUUCCGGGCAACAGGAGUCUGCUUUCACUUGCCCUAACCAGAGUUGGGUCACACAACUGCAGAGUUUGUCUGAUGACAUACGCCUGCGGGAGGAUACGCUCGACGAGGAUGAGGAGCAGUUCUUCAGAGAGCUGACAGCCAAAUACCUAGAGCCUCUUUCUGAGAACAAAAAGGAACAGAAAAACAUGGCUAACAAACUCAAGGAGUUCAGAAACAAGAUUACCUUCGUCUACUUCAUUUUUAACACCUUCUGGCUAUUAGCAACGUUCACUCUCCAGCUCUCAAAGUCGCCUGUCUUCAUCCAAGUGCCAAAGGUCGACAUCAACCUGCACUACACUGGAGAGUACAUCACCAUCGGGCCCGUGGGCUUCAUGUUCCUCCUGACCUUUAUCUUCCUGGUUCUCAUCCAGUUCUUAGCCAUGCUGCACCACAGAAUGUGCACCCUGAUCCAUUAUGUGGCCUUCCUGGAUACAGAGUCCAUGUCUGAACAACAAAAAGAGCAACAGUCACUCAAGGAGGUCAAAGAUGACGAAAGCGACGACGGCGAAGAUUUAGUGUUUUCAAGGGUCCUCAACAGCCACGGCGGUGGAACUCUGGUGUAAAGGACGAGGAACCGCACCAUAACCGAAACUAGUUUUUAGCACUUUUAGCUAACUGUCUUAUAUUUAAAUUAUUUUUAAC